Suncus etruscus (white-toothed pygmy shrew) is the source of this 1074-nucleotide messenger RNA. RefSeq names its product G protein-coupled receptor class C group 5 member A (gene GPRC5A). The record is from RefSeq and is a predicted model, not a curated record. Gene Ontology annotation, biological process: G protein-coupled receptor signaling pathway; visual perception. Gene Ontology annotation, cellular component: extracellular exosome; plasma membrane; intracellular membrane-bounded organelle. Gene Ontology annotation, molecular function: G protein-coupled receptor activity; protein kinase activator activity; sevenless binding. The transcript has 3 exons. Bases 1 to 1074 code for a protein of 357 amino acids. Lineage: Eukaryota; Metazoa; Chordata; Mammalia; Eulipotyphla; Soricidae.
AUGUCUACACCAACCACCACGCCCCCAGGCUGCAAAUCAAACCUGAAUCCCAGGUACUUUAGACUUUGUGACACAGGUGAGAUUUGGGGCAUUGUUCUAGAAUCCCUGGCCGCACUCGGGGCUGUGACCACAGUGGGCUUCAUCCUGUCCCUCCUCGUCCUCGUCUGCAAAGUGCAGGACUCCAACAAGAGGAAGCUGCUUCCCACUCAGUUCCUCUUCCUCCUGGGGGUACUGGGAGUCUUUGGCCUCACCUUCGCCUUCAUCAUCCACCUGGAUCACUUCACCGGGCCCACACGCUUCUUCCUCUUUGGAGUCCUCUUUGCCCUCUGCUUCUCCUGUCUCCUGGUUCAUGCCUUCAACUUGACCAAGCUGGUGUGUGGCAGGAAACCACUCUCCCUGCUGGUCAUGCUGGCCCUGGCCCUGGGCCUCAGCCUGGUCCAGGAUGUCAUUGCCGUCGAGUAUAUUGUCCUCACCAUGAACAGGACCAACACGAACAUCUUCUCUGAGCUGACUAGAGAUCGGAGCAAUGAGGACUUUGUCAUGUUGCUCAUCUAUGUCAUGCUUCUCAUAGUGCUGACCUUCCUCACAGCCUCCUUCACCUUCCGUGGCAACUUCUCAGGCUGGAAGAGACAUGGGGCUCACAUCUACCUCACCACACUCCUCUCCAUCAUCAUUUGGGUGGCCUGGAUCACCCUCCUUUUGCUCCAACACUUUGAGCCCAAGUGGAAUGACACCAUCCUCAGCUCUGCCUUGGUGGCCAACGGGUGGGCCUUCCUGCUGGCUUAUGUCAUCCCUGAGUUCUGCCUGCUCACAAAGCAACAAAACCCCCUGGAUUACCCAGUUGAAGAUGCCUUUUGUAAGCCUCAGCACAUGAAACAGAGCUAUGGUGUGGAGAACAGAGCCUACUCACAGGAGGAAAUUACUCAAGGUCUGGAAGAGAUGGGGGACACGCUCUAUGCCCCAUACUCCACCCACUUUCAGCUCCAGAACUCCCAGAAGGACUACUCCAUCCCUCGUGCACAGAUGCAAACCAGCCCAUACAACAACUAUGAGGGCAGGAAGGACGGCAGCUAA